AUGCUCUCCUCCGUUCAACUUGUUCUCCUCGCUACCUCCGUCUCGGCCUACCCCUGGGUGGCCGAUGCGGUCGAGGGACGCCCCCUCGAUGAGCGCAGCCUGUCCGGCUUCUGGGACACGCUUCGUCUUGGUGCCAAGGACAUCAGCCAGUCCCUCGGCGGCGUGCUCAAGGCCCAAAACGACGGCAAGAUGAAGGCGCUCGGCGGCGAGAUCAAGAAGGGUGUCGACUGGAUCUACGCGCAGGCCAACGCCACCGAGGGCUUCGAGGGCUGGCCCAAGCCGUCGCUCCUCGACAAGAGCGCUGCCGACCUCUCCCAGGAGCUCAUCUAUCAGACAUACAAUCUCGACCGUGUCAGCAACCCGCCCAUCUGGCCCAUCGCCGACGAGGGUCACCCGUACGUCGCCCCCGGUCCCGGCGAUGUUCGUGGCCCAUGCCCCGGCCUCAACACCCUCGCCAACCACGGCUACCUCCCUCACAACGGUAUUGUUUCCCCCGACCAGCUCGUUCGUGCUGUCUGGGAAGCUCUCUCGAUGAGCCCCGACCUUGGUGCCAUCCUGACCGUCGCCGGAUUCGUCUUCAAGGGCGACAUCGACACCAUGAAGCUCUCUAUCGGCGGCCAGGUCCGCGGUGCCGGUGUCGGUCUCUCCCAGCACGGUACGAUCGAGGGCGACGGAAGCGUCACGCGCGAGGACUCUGCCCUCGGAGACCAUGUCAAGGUGUCUCAGCAGCGUCUGCAGACCUAUUACGGCGAGAUCGCCAAGUACGGCACCAAUGGAUACGACAUCAACCCCACCGUCUGCGCUGAGUCUCGCUACCGUGCUUACCAGGACUCGGUCCAGAACAACCCCGCCGUCGACUUCUCGUCCACUCGCCACUUGAUCGCCUAUGCUGAGAGCGGUUUCGCCAUGGAGGUCUUCCGUGGCGCCAACGUGUCGUGCACCGCCGAGACGAUCGACUGGUUCUUCAACAAGGAGCAGUUCCCGCCCGGAUGGCGCCGCCGCAACACUCCCGUCACGGCUACUGAGAUGAUCGCGUGGGGCAUGCUGUUCAACAAGAUCAAGCCGACCGAGCCCGUCCGCGGCCUCGGCAUCAAGGGCCACCCUGUCAAGGCCGGAUCUUCCUUCCUCUCUGAGGGCACCGUCAAGUCCAACAUUGAGAAGUUCUCUGGUGGCCUCAUCAAGGCCGUCCCCAAGGCUAUGAAGUACAUGGCUGAGGCGUUGGGACAGUCUGGUCCCCUCGCUGGCCUUGACGGUUAG
Messenger RNA from Trichosporon asahii var. asahii CBS 2479, 1257 nucleotides. RefSeq lists its product as uncharacterized. Bases 1 to 1257 code for a protein of 418 amino acids. Gene Ontology annotation, molecular function: peroxidase activity. The record is from RefSeq and is a predicted model, not a curated record. NCBI's taxonomy places the organism in Eukaryota, Fungi, Basidiomycota, Tremellomycetes, Trichosporonales, Trichosporonaceae. The transcript has 2 exons.